ACUAAUCCCCCCCCUCUCCCCUUUCUCUCCCCCAGACUAGUGAGCUCGGACACCGUGACUCGCGGGCUGUGGGUCCCGGCGUUCGGGUCGACCUUCUGGCGCGAGGGGGCCAUGUACCGCGGCGACCCCCCUCAGAAACACAUUUCCCCGUUGCCGCCCGAGAUGGAGAAGGAGGUGCACAGCUCGCUCUACCACUGCCAGAUCCUCAAGCUGGCGAUAAGAGGGAACGCCCCGGACGGAGCUCUCAAAAUCAAAAUCAAACACGAGACAAUGAAGGUGGCGGAAUUGAGCCUUUUUCAUGAACAGCAGAAGGGCGUGUCCGAACACAAUGUCACUGACCUCGGCCUCAUCUUUUCCCUCCAUGAUCAGGUGAGCAUUUUCCGAAUUUUGUUGGUGUUUUCUUCUAAUUUUGUACAUUUCUGGUAUGUUAGUGUUGCAUUCAGUAAGGGCCUGACGGUUGGAUGGGCGUGGGAGCCUCUUUGUCAACAGACAUUAAUGCUAUCAGAGAGGGGCGCGCAGGCGUAUGGCGCUCGUUCAGAUAAAAAAGAGGAGAGGACGAUGGUGUAG
Penaeus chinensis is the source of this 567-nucleotide messenger RNA. RefSeq lists its product as uncharacterized. The record is from RefSeq and is a predicted model, not a curated record. Lineage: Eukaryota; Metazoa; Arthropoda; Malacostraca; Decapoda; Penaeidae. The transcript has 4 exons. The coding region runs from base 112 to 567 and encodes 151 amino acids.